Messenger RNA from Gracilinanus agilis (Agile Gracile Mouse Opossum), 1032 nucleotides. RefSeq names its product solute carrier family 35 member G6 (gene SLC35G6). The transcript has a single exon. The record is from RefSeq and is a predicted model, not a curated record. NCBI's taxonomy places the organism in Eukaryota, Metazoa, Chordata, Mammalia, Didelphimorphia, Didelphidae. Bases 1 to 1032 code for a protein of 343 amino acids.
AUGUGCCCCUCCUCUCUGACCCUGGAUGACUUCACUCAGCCAUCACCAUCCCCCUCUCCACCAGGAGAGGCAAGGGAGGAGAGCCUACCCUGGCACCAACGAUGCCGCCCUACAGAUGCCACCAAAGGUUUGCUUGUGGCACUGCUGGGUGGAGGCCUUCCAGCAGGCUUUGUGGGGCCCUUCUCUCGAAUGGCCUACCAAGCCUCCCAUCUGCCCUCCCUUGAGCUUCUCCUUUGCCGAUGCCUCUUCCAUCUUCCCAUCGCCCUGCUCCUCAAACUACGAGGCUGUCCACUGCUGGGGCCUGCAGGUAACAGACAUCGAGCCUGGCUCCAUGCCCUCCUCAACGUCCUCAGCAUUGGUUGUGCCUACAGCGCUGUCCUGGUUGUACCUCCUGGCAAUGCAGCCACUGUUCGAAAAGGCUCCUCCACCGUCUGUUCUACACUUCUUGCCCUAUGUUUGGAAAGCCAGCAACUCAGUAGCUAUGACUGGUGUGGCCUGGUUGGCAGCACCCUGGGCUUGCUUAUUAUUGUGGGCCCAGGGUUGGGCACCCUACAAGAAGGAUCAACAAGAGUCUACACAGCCCUUGGGUAUGUGUUGGCUGUCUUGGGUGGCCUGGCCCUUGCCCUGGGACUAUUGAUUUACCGAUCCCUGGAUUUCCCUUCCCGACUACUGACUGUGGUAUUUCUCUUUGGUGUAGUAGGGGUGAUGGGGGCCUUGCCAGGGCUCUUCCUAUUACAGACACCUGUGGUACCCCAUGACCCACUGAGUUGGAGCUGUAUCUGGGCUAUUGGGGUCCUAGCCCUGGUUUCCUUUAUAUGUGCCAGCUACGCUGUCACCAAGGCCCACCCAGCACUGGUGUGUGCUGUGCUACAUUCUGAGGUGGUGGUGGCACUGAUGAUGCAGUAUUAUGUACUCUGUGAGACUGUGACACCAUCUGACAUCAUGGGGGCAGGAGUUGUAUUGGGUAGCAUUGCCAUCAUCACUGCCCAGAAUCUCAGUUGUGACCGGGAAAGGGAGGGUUUUAAGGAAUGA